This is a messenger RNA of Diaporthe citri, 588 nucleotides long. RefSeq lists its product as uncharacterized. The transcript has 6 exons. The record is from RefSeq and is a predicted model, not a curated record. Gene Ontology annotation, cellular component: membrane. NCBI's taxonomy places the organism in Eukaryota, Fungi, Ascomycota, Sordariomycetes, Diaporthales, Diaporthaceae. Bases 1 to 588 code for a protein of 195 amino acids. Gene Ontology annotation, molecular function: transmembrane transporter activity.
AUGGCAGCGAACGCCGAUAUCCAAGUGUCACGCACUCUUGGCCUCGACCAGAAGGCCGCAGUCCCCCCGAGCCAGUCUCUCGAUAAGUCAGAAACCGAAUCUGGGGAUGAUGCUGAUGCCAUUAGAGAGCGCAUCCUGGCGGAGCGUCUGCAGGCGAGCAACCCGCCUGUGUUCCCUAUCAUGACGUUGCUCCUGAAGAAGGACCACAAGCAGCUGGACGAGAUCGCCACCCAACGGUCUGUCUACGAUGACCCAUCGAUUUCACGGUUCUUCACGCCUACUGCACGAUAUGAGAACUUGCACCGCUUUGGCACCGAGGCGAGAUGGACCUGGAGAGAGGACCUGCCUCUCAUCAACAAGAUUGACUGGAAGAUUACGCUUUGGGCCUGCAUUGCCUUCCUUGGCUUGGACAUGGACAGAGGCAAUCUGAGUCAGGCUAACACCGACAACUUCCUCGAAGACUUGGGGCUCAGUACCGAUGGAAACACGGUCUUCAGGCUGGCCUUUCUGUGUGCCGAACUUCCUUCGCAGCUCGUUAGUAAGAAGCUGGGACCCGAUAGAUGGACCGGAAAGCGAAUCGUGCUUUGA